AUGGCCUCAGAUGUGGAGGUGCUGACUCUCAUCCCGAUCGCUUCACAUUCAGCUGCAAACCGUCCCAGAGCCUCAUUCAGGGAUGUUCAGGUUCUGACUCAUCGUCGUACUGAGCGCGCUCAGAUCAGAGAUACAGAUCUGAAAGAUAAACAGCUGUCCCACAGGAAGUGCUGUGACUUAAAUCAUGUUAAUAUAAUUUUCCUGUGUGUUUCUGUGUUUUUUUCUGCAGGUUCUGAUGAGUGGAGGAUUGUUCUGGUUGGGAAGGCGGGAGUGGGGAAGAGUUCAACAGGAAACACCAUCUUAGGUGAUGAAGUGUUUGAGUCUGAACUAGCUGCAGAGUCUGUCACAUCUGAGUGCAAGAAAGAAAGAAGAGAGGUUGGAGGGCGAAAGGUUACAGUCAUUGACACUCCAGGACUGUUCGACACAACUUUAACCAAUGAAGACGCCUGGAAGAUGAUCAGGGAGUGCAUGGCUUUGUCUUCUCCUGGUCCACAUGCCUUCCUGGUGGUUCUUCAGCUGGGCAGAUUCACAGAGGAGGAGAAAGAAACAGUGAGACUGAUUGAACAAACAUUUGGUGAAGAUGCAUCUAAAUACUUGAUGGUAUUGUUAACUCAUGGAGACAGACUGAAGAAACAAACCAUUGAAGAGUUUCUCUCAAAGAGCGAGGACUUGAGCGACAUCAUCCAGAAGUGUUACGGCCGUUAUCACGUCUUCAACAACGAUGCUGAAGACCCGUCACAAGUCCAUCAGCUUCUGGAUAAAGUAGAGAAGAUGAUUCAGGACAAUGGUGGGUCACACUACACCACAGAAAUGUUCCAGAAAGCUGAAGAAGCCUUUGAGGGAGAGAGACAACGAAUCCUGAAAGAGCGUGAGGCCGAGAGGAACAAAGAGCUGGAGGAGCUGAAGACCAAACAUAACAGGGACAAGUUAGCGGUAGAGGAAGACAUGAUGAAGGAAAGACGUGAGAUGGAAGCAAGGAUUCAGGCUGAAAGAGAGGCACAGAAACCUGCAGUCCAUGCUCCUCGUCGUCGUUGUGUAAUCCUUUAA
Scomber scombrus (Atlantic mackerel) is the source of this 1047-nucleotide messenger RNA. RefSeq names its product GTPase IMAP family member 9-like. The record is from RefSeq and is a predicted model, not a curated record. Gene Ontology annotation, molecular function: GTP binding. The coding region runs from base 1 to 1047 and encodes 348 amino acids. Lineage: Eukaryota; Metazoa; Chordata; Actinopteri; Scombriformes; Scombridae. The transcript is spliced from 3 exons.